This is a messenger RNA of Pisolithus orientalis, 1590 nucleotides long. RefSeq lists its product as uncharacterized. The record is from RefSeq and is a predicted model, not a curated record. Lineage: Eukaryota; Fungi; Basidiomycota; Agaricomycetes; Boletales; Pisolithaceae. The transcript is spliced from 6 exons. Bases 104 to 1420 code for a protein of 438 amino acids.
GAAACCAUGUCGAGAACUAUCGAGGCUGCCAAAGUCUGUCGGCAGGCCCACGUCACUCAACGUAUGUUCUGGUUGUUAUUUCUCUUGUCGCUAUGUAUGAGCAAUGUCUCAGAGACGCGGUACUACACCCACAACCUUACUGCCGGGUUUCAACCCCAACCCCAAGUAUGCGUUAGACCCAACCCAUCCAUCAGCGAAUCUUCCCAUUCGUGCAUUUCCAUACUACUUGUGCCCCGCGUUUUCCAUGCAGGCUGUACAUAAAGCUGCCCUCAUCAAGGAUGACUGGCAGCCUCCUCCAGUUUCGGAGAAGCACCGCAAGAGGGAGGACCAGCUGGACCUUAGUCUCGUUUUCAAGAUUUCCAAAAAGAAUACACACAAACGGACAACUCUUCGUAGAAGGCUGUCAAGGAAAUUGUCGGCUGUUAUUUCACUUGUCCUUACUAAGGGUGCGGACGUAGAUUCCCCGAAAGCACCCUUUCGGGACAGUAAAGUUUCCUCUCCAAAUCGUCUUUCCUCGUUGACAUUCAACGCUACCACUGCUUCACCGCCUGUACUCGCAGACUGGACAUACGUUAUCACCCCAAAGCUCGAAGUCUAUCGUCUGCCAUAUACAAACCUUGUCACGUACAUCCGGAAAGCUCUUGGUCAACUUUAUUUCCAGGCAAGGAACCUGGAGGAAACAUGGAAAGACAAACUUUCCGCAGACCAACCGAUGAGACCGGCCGAGCACAACGUCACUUUGAAUGACGUCUCACCGAAAUACAGCAAUCCAUCGGGAGUUACUCCGCAUGUGCGGAGCGUUGAAUUUAACACAUCGGAGAGAAUCCAACCACUUGAGCGUGACAAGGAGUCGGGUUUUACAGAAAGUUCAUUAAUGUUGGAACAAGUCCGCCCCUCAGAGCGAUCAGCCGAACGAGGCAGACCCAGAAUGCAUGGGACCCGAAUGAGGUGGGAGCAAAGCCUAUCGACAACACAAUCAGAGAAGAGUCGUAUAGUCUCACCUCGGCGUGACGUGCCUCAGCUAGUCUUCCCAUCUCAGCCACUAGCGAACCUCUCAGAAGACUCUGAGGACCCGCUGAUAUUACUAGAUGAAUCAGGAGAAAUUACUUCAACGAGUGGAGAGACGUGGUUAAGGGAUUCCCCGACUUCCCAUCUCGGAUUACCAGCUAGAUUCGCAGACCUCUCCUGGAGGGAGCUCGAUAACGCGUCAAGAAUCACUUCUCAACGCAAAGUUUCCCACGCCGAAGGGGAACGGCGUUCGUCCUCAGCAUCCCGGGAAGCAUUGACCACACCGAAACCGAAUGGGGAUGUGUCUGACGAAGGAGCGGUCACUAGCAGUGUAAUGAGCCGCAUUUUUACCUCCAAGCCCAUUUUCCUUUCGGACUCAUCGAAGAACCGUGGCAACGGUAAAUCAAAGUGACGUCUUCUUGACCACGCUCACUUCCUGACCAUACCAUUGACGAUGAAGUCCCAAGUUUCAAAUCGACGAGUGCCACGAAUUCGCAUCUUCAUGAUGCCCCAUUACAUAGACUGGAGGCAAUGGCAAUCCUGUAGUACGGAAGCCGACGACCUAUAUAGGCGGUGUCGUGG